Messenger RNA from Haliotis rufescens (red abalone), 7705 nucleotides. Its product is annotated as dual specificity protein phosphatase 14-like. Gene Ontology annotation, cellular component: cytoplasm. The record is from RefSeq and is a predicted model, not a curated record. The transcript is spliced from 2 exons. Gene Ontology annotation, biological process: protein dephosphorylation. NCBI's taxonomy places the organism in Eukaryota, Metazoa, Mollusca, Gastropoda, Lepetellida, Haliotidae. Bases 201 to 899 code for a protein of 232 amino acids. Gene Ontology annotation, molecular function: protein tyrosine/serine/threonine phosphatase activity.
UAGUCAUGUUGAACAGCAUUGUAUAGCUGGUAUCACUGCUUGUGUUGACAGAUAUAGGAAACCUUGUCACAUAGCUAUGAUCACAUUGAACUACCCACUGACAGACUUGUUUCUUAGAGAUCAGGCUUGUGCUGUAGAUGAGAUACAUUGGCCAGCUUGUGUCAACAGACUGUUGUAGCUAGACCAACCGCUAAGUGAAGAUGGAUCGUCACAUGUUUGAUCAGAUAGCUAAGAUCACCGACAGCUUGUUCUUGUCAAGUGCAGCAGCUGUCCGGGGUGACCGCGUUGUUGGUCUGGGAAUCACUCACAUCAUCAACUGUACCAUGGAUGUUCCCAACCUGAAUGUAGCCAAUGUUGAGUGUAUACAGAUCCAUGUUGACGACACACCAUCAGCACGUCUCAGUCUCUACUUCGACCGAUGUAGUGACAAGAUAGACCAGAUAGCAAGGCGGGGUGGUCGUGCCCUUGUACACUGCGUUGCGGGUGUAAGUCGCUCAGCCAGCCUUUGUAUUGCAUACCUCAUGAAGCAUCACCAUAUGUCACUCAGACAAGCAUACUGGCAUGUCCGAGCACGCCGCUCAGUGAUACACCCAAACUUCGGAUUCUGGCGCCAACUCAUAGACUUUGAACGUAGACUGACUGGCUCAACGUCAGUAAAGAUGAUACACUCAGGAAUCGGGUACAUCCCGGAUGUGUUGGAGGAAGAGACACGCAACAUGAUCUGGUUCGGACCCCAGUCAACAGCAUACUCCCGAGCUUAUGGAGGAGGAACUUUGAGGUCCGACAGAGGCAGCAGCAACAGCAUUGGUAGCAGUAGCAGCAGCGGAGGUGGAGGGGCAACAUAUCGCUCAUCAUAUGGUGGGGGGGGCACUUACAGGUCCAGAUAUGGACGAUAUUAACACAAUCAACACAAGUAGUAUUAUACAGUGAGUGAUGUGAAAGAGCUCUGCAGGCUUUUUCUGUCAAUAUACCACCCAUAGCACUGGGGAAUAUCCUGUGUCAAUGGUCAGGCCCGUAGUAUACAGAGUAUACACCUUUAUCAGCCACUGGCUGGGUGUGAAGGAAUGAACACUACUGAACACUUCCUAUUUAUUAUAGUACGGUAUAGGCACUGUUGUUACUGCAUGGUUUGGUUACUAUUUAUUGAUGUGUACAUAUGUAUGAAGUGUUACCGGUUGUUGAUACUCCCAGCAUUCUGUAGUCAGGUAUGAUAUGUUGUCAAGUAAUACAGACUCUUCACUCCAUAUAGUCCAAGCAGUCAUUUCAAAACCAAUUAUUUGAAUUGAUUUUCGAAAGUGUCCUCCAUGCUGAAGUAGGGACAUUUUGACUACCAAUUAAGUUUCCUAAUUACACUUUGUGUUUUGAUACGUGAAUUUUACCCGCAACAGUAUUUCAGUCAUAUCUCCAUCACAGUCAGGUUCUCUUGUAUUGAAACUGAUAGUCAUUAUUCACAUCAAACCAAGUGGCAAUGAAGCAGGCAAAUGGUCAACUAAGGAUUCUUCAUUUGCAAAAAAUAGUACCUAUACACAGCUUCAACAAAAUAACAUUCUUGUUCUUCAGAUAUUUUAUUUUUUUUAAAUAAGAUGACAUGAGAAGGGGAAGACACUUCUUUUUUCUUUUGACAGCAUGACCUCCUUAGACGAGUGAAAGAUUUUAUUUUUUAUUCUGGGGAAAUGUUAAUACUUGUAUCAAAUGCUGAAAUUCAGUAACUACCACAGACAAUGGUAAAAUAUAAGUAGCUUGUUCCUUAUCCUUACCGGCAAAGUGCUUACCAGUACUUGAAAAGGUUUCUUUUCUGAAGAGCAAGUUGUCAGUUUGUUGUGUCAUCAUCAUUACUUGUAGGCAUAGAAACACAAUCUGGUCGUGCUCAACACUUGAUCAGGGUUGACAGAUUAACAAGCUGAAAUUAAACUCUUGCAGGUCUCAUUUUUUGUUUGCUAUGUAUUUUGGACAAAGUAAUGAUAAGAGGCAUACUGUGUUGAGGUACAUGUUUUCAUUCAUGUGUCUUGUGAGAUACAAGUAUACAUCUACAUUUGUCAACUAAACAAUGCUCAUCAUCCAGUCAACGCUUCACAUUUCUUGUUAGAGUAUUUCCUUGAAGUACCUAUAGUAUACAUAUAUACAAUCAGAUAUGUAUUUUUCGCAACAAAUUAUUUAUUGUUUGAUAAGAACAACUGUUUUUGAGCUGACUACAAAGAUGGAUUGUGUCGUUUGUACAGCUUGGUGCAAACGGGCUGCCAACCAAAGUUGUGUGUGUUUCCCCAAGGUCAGGAUACACAUGAUAUGUAGAGCUAGUCUGUUGUAUCUUUGGGAGGGAUUCCGUCCCAAUACUGAGUCAUACAUAUAUCAAAGCAUUAUUGUAUUUUCUUAUUCAAUUUUCUGAUACAUAUAUAAUCCUUUAUUUAUCACUUGCUAUAGUUUGAAUGGAUCCUCUCAAUGAAAACUUGAUAACAUAGGGAACUGUUUGUCGAUGUAGUUUGUGGGGGUGGAGAUGCUGUGUGAUUUGAGACGUGUACAGUGUUUCCUGCUGUUUGAGUAGAGACGUGUACAGUGUUUCCUGCUGUGUGAGUAGAGAUGUGUACAGUGUUUCCUGCUGUGUGAGUAGUGACGUGUACAGUGUUUCCUGCUGUGUGAGUAGAGACGUGUACAGUUUCCUGCUGUGAGUAGAGACGUGUACAGUGUUUCCUGCUGUGAGUAGAGACGUGUACAGUGUUUCCUGCUGUUUGAGUAGAGACGUGUACAGUGUUUCCUGCUGUGUGAGUAGAGACGUGUACAGUGUUUCCUGCUGUGUGAGUAGUGACGUGUACAGUGUUUCCUGCUGUGAGUAGAGACGUGUACAGUGUUUCCUGCUGUGUGAGUAGAGACGUGUACAGUGUUUCCUGCUGUGUGAGUAGAGACGUGUACAGUGUUUCCUGCUGUAUCUAAAGCGGGAUGUUGGGGGCGGAUUUAGAGUAAGUAUUAGGAUUGGCUCAUGGAAAUUGCUGAAAGUGUUAAUGAAGAAAAUCUCAAAUAUUUAUGUAUUUUCAAACUCUUGAGGGUUGGAGGUGUGAUUAGAGAGAAUUGUCAUGAUCUGAUCAAAGAUAAAUCAUGCUCCAAGAGAAUGCUAUACUGUUUAUGUAGCAUUGACAGUGCUAUAUGGUUGAAGCUGUCAGCUGGUGGUAUAUCUGGGACUCUCCAGAAAACCACAUCCUUAACCAGAUAGAAAACCACACGAAAUAUCUUGGUAUUAUUUUAUGCUCUGUCUCAUUUCCCUAACUGACUUCUCAAGGUCGCAUCAACAAUAUCUCAUCCUCAUAGCAAUGAGGACAAAUCAUCCAACAUUAAAACUAUUCUCAGUGCGACAUGAAGGUAAAUGUCACAGACAAAGUAAUUGGGGGUUACUGAGCAUGUGUGUCCAUGUGGUAGAUAAGGUUUACAGCUUGGAUUAACCAGUACAUGGCAGCAGGACUGACUAGUACAUGUCAUAAGCUUGGUAGGGACUGCUGCUCAUGGUGUAAUUUUUUCACUGAACUCCUUGAUUUUACCAGUAUAUGGGUAACUAAUUUCAAUUUAUGAAUUAUAUUCAUGAUAUCAUUACAAAAAAUCAUUUUGUUAAGACUGACAUAUUUUUAUUUUAAAUCUUAGAUUUUAUGUCAGUGAAUGUGCCUUGCCUUAAACAUUGAAUCAGUAUUUUAGAUCCUAAUGUAAAACACGUUUCCUAAGAUAUUUUCAGGCAGCCUGUCUAGGGCAUUUCCCAUUGAAUGUUGAAGCACAAAUGAUGACAAACAGCCUUUUUUCAUGUCUUGUUUUACAUUCUUCAGCUUAUAAUAUGUUUUCUUAAAAACAAAACGAUAUAUAUUUUUUUAAAGUAUUUUCCAUCAAACAAAGCAUACAGGAGGUAUUAAUCUUUUUUAAUUAUAUUUUUUAGGAAACUGUUCAAAAUUUAGGGUAUGCUUGUCCACAAGACCAGAAAAUAUAUGCAUCUGGGCUAAAUACUAUCUAGCAUGAACCUCAACAUUAUUAUUAUGCAAAGGCUCUUUUUUAUCAUUGUUGUACAUGUCUCAGAAUAUAUUGUUAUUCCUCCCUUUUGACCAUGUUCAUAUGUAUAGUCAGUGAUAUCAUCGUUUCUGCAUGUGUCAAUUACAUAACUGACAUUUCUUAUCUGGUUAGCAAUCAGGAUCAGUGCUGUUGUAUUUUUCUUGGUUUUGUUAAUUAUUUGUUAGAAUUAUUUUCAUAAUUGCAGACUUUGUUUUAGAUUAGUGUUUUAUGUUGCUAGUGUAUGAUCUGUAUCUGUCACACACCCGACAUGCAGUGGUCACAUCACACAGUUACAGCUGUAGUCAUUUUACUUUAUUUAUGAUUUUGUCAAAAGAGGGGCAUAUUUUAGUGCUGUGUAAUCCUGAGUUUGCCUGUAGCAAUAAGUUACUUGUGCUCCCUGGGUCUCACAUUUUCCACUUGGAUGGGGCUAGCUCAACAGGGUUGACCAUGCUGUGUUCGGCAUGUCAAUAUGUUUUAUUUUUAUGAAAGCUUUUCCAAGGAAUUUUAAAUCAGGAGGAGUAGUAUCAUUUGAGCAGUGUAUCUUCAAUUUUGCAAUAAUUUUACAUCAGUGUUUAUCUGUUGUUUGUAAAGAAGUUUCAAAUAUUUCAAUUGCUGUAUUCAGUUCUUGUCAUAUUAUGAUGGUAUCAUAUUCAAGUAUAUUUAUUUUCUUAUAAAACUUUGGAGGUGAAAUGUUUCCAAGGAUUAUCUCCCUUGCACUGUAAGGCUGUUCUGGGGAAAUGCUAAAAUUAGCUGACGUUAACUUCAGCCAAAUUGUGCCAGACCUUAUGUUGUAUUCAUGCAAGUUCUCCAGACUCUUUAAUCAGAGUAUAGACAAGUUAUUAAGGUUACAUUGAGUGUCCCUACUUGCCAGUAGAGAACAGUGUUGCCGCAUGUGGGCCAGCUGGUCUCACUAACAGUGCACUGUUGAUCUGUUGUCAUCCAUUGUCUUGAAAAGAGUCAUAUGAAAACUGCUAUUUUCAGCUGCUUUAUUUAAAAGUGAUACAAUUUUCUAUUUUUCCGAGAAGAGUAUUUUGUAUUGUGUUGUAAAAUGUCCCUUUCAUGACAAAUUUUGCUGACAUAUUUUGUAAGAGUAUUUCCAGUGAUUUCUAAUUAAUCAAAGUGUACUUAUAGCAUACUUCAUAUUUGUGAUCAAGACUUAUUUGAUUAGAUUAAAGCAGUAAUUCAAAGAUAUGAUUGCAAGUCUGUUUCAGCAGUACAUAAUAUACUCAUUCCUUCUAUUUUCAUAUUUCUUUUUCAACAAAAAGUCUGUUUUGUUCCUUACAUUUGGAAUUUCUACAGUCAACAGUAAUAACAUGUACCUGUACUAGUGUCCGACCACUACCCUUCUCCAGCGCUAGUGUCUGACCACUAGCCUCCUCCAGCACUAGUAUCUGACCACUACCCUCCUCCAGCACUAGUGUCUGACCACUACCCUCCUCCAGCACUAGUAUCUGACCACUAGCCUCCUCCAUCGCUAGUAUCUGACCACUACCCUCCUCCAGUGCUAGUGUCUGUCCACUACCCUCCUUCAGCGCUAUUGUCUGAUCACUACCCUCCUCCAGCGCUAGUGUCUGACCACUACCCUCCCUAGUGCUAGUGUCUGUCCACUACCCUCCUUCAGCGCUAUUGUCUGACCACUACCCUCCUCCAGCGCUAGUGUCUGACCACUAGCCUCCUCCAGCACUAGUGUCUGACCACUACCCUCCUCCAGCGCUAGUAUCUGACCACUACCCUCCUCCAGCACUAUUGUCUGACCACUACCCUCCCCCAGGACUAGUGUCUUACCACUACCCUCCUCCAGCGCUAGUAUCUGACCACUACCCUCCUCCAGCGCUAGUGUCUGAUCACUACCCUCCCUAGUGCUAGUGUCUGACCACUAGCCUCCUCCAGCGCUAGUAUCUGACCACUACCCUCCUUCAGCGCUAGUGUCUGACCACUACCCUCCUCCAGCACUAGUGUCUGACCACUACCCUCCUCCAGCGUUAGUGUCUGACCACUACCCUCCUCCAGCGCUAGUGUCUGACCACUACUCUCCUCCAGCACUAGUGUCUGACCACUAGCCUCCUCCAGCGCUAGUAUCUGACCACUAGCCUCCUCCAGCACUUGUGUCUGACCACUACCCUCCUCCAGCACUUGUGUCUGACCACUAGCCUCCUCUAGCACUAGCAUCUGACCACUAGCCUCCUCCAUCGCUAGUAUCUGACCACUACCCUCCUCCAGCACUAGUAUCUGACCACUACCCUCCUCCAGUGCUAGUGUCUGUCCACUACCCUCCUUCAGCGCUAUUGUCUGACCACUACCCUCCUCCAGCACUAGUGUCUGACCACUACCCUCCCUAGUGCUAGUGUCUGUCCACUACCCUCCUUCAGCGCUAUUGUCUGACCACUACCCUCCUCCAGCGCUAGUGUCUGACCACUACCCUCCCUGGUGCUAGUGUCUGACCACUACCCUCCUUCAGCGCUAUUGUCUGACCACUACCCUCCUCCAGCGCUAGUGUCUGACCACUACCCUCCUCCAGCGCUAGUAUCUGACCACUAGCCUCCUCUAGCACUAGCAUCUGUCCACUACCCUCCUCCAGCACUAUUGUCUGACCACUACCCUCCUCCAGCGCUAGUGUCUGACCACUACCCUCCUCCAGCGCUAGUAUCUGACCACUACCCUCCUCCAGCGCUAUUGUCUGACCACUACCCUCCUCCAGCGCUAGUGUCUGACCUCUACCCUCCCUAGUGCUAGUGUCUGUCCACUACCCUCCUUCCGCGAUUUUGUCUGACCACUACCCUCCUCCAGCGCUAGUGUCUGACCACUACCCUCCUCCAGCGCUAGUGUCUGACCACUACCCUCCUUCAGCGCUAGUGUCUGACCACUAGACUAGUCUCCUGUGCUGGUGUGGUAAGCCAAGUACCAGGAUGACUCCAGGCUAGAAUAGGCCCUGAAAUGCAUGCCAUGUAUUAGAGCCAAAUGAAACAACAGAAUUUUCAUAGUCACAAUGGGUGUGGCAAAAGGCAUGGGCACUGUUCACUAGUUCUUGGUCUUGUCCAGACUCCAAUCCUUACAGGCCACUCUGAAUUAUACCUACAGUAUUAGUAGGAACCCUCUACCUGUCUGCCAAGCAGUGUACUGUGUUGUAGGGAAAAUGAGUGAGUGUAGAGUUCAGGACAUUGGCUUGGCACGGCUCCUUCACAUUUUCAUGUUUAAAAACAGUUAUAGGUUUGAUUAGAAGUAACUAGAUUCGUAGGAUAAGGUAAAUCUUUUGUUUCUCAUUGCUGCCAAUUAUAGAUUCAAAGGGAAGGCUCUAAAUAAUACAGUUCAUGGGUAUUCAAGAUCCAUUUUACAAGUGACACUCGGUCUAGACCAUGCCAACAAAAGAGAGUGAAAAAGAAAGGCAGUUUGUCGAUUUUUCCAAAUCUCCAAAGUGAAAAACAUUAUUUUUGGUAGUUUUUGCAGCUCAAAACUAUGAAGUAUUAAUCUCCAUUGUAAGGCAGGAAAUACGUGUGAUGGCCCAUUGAGGGUGAGAAAAGCUGAGGAUGCAAUCAAGUGGGAGUUGCCAUGUGAUUGUCUUAUGCCAGGAGAUGCCACAUGAUUCCCUGGUCCAGGAAUAAUCUGUGAUGAUAGUGAUUUUCAAAUUUGUUGUUUGUUUUUUGUAGAUCCUGUUCUCAACUUUUAUUUAUACUUUUAAUACCAUUAAAAA